Mercenaria mercenaria is the source of this 2288-nucleotide messenger RNA. Its product is annotated as eukaryotic translation initiation factor 3 subunit M-like. The record is from RefSeq and is a predicted model, not a curated record. The transcript has 10 exons. Gene Ontology annotation, biological process: cytoplasmic translational initiation. Gene Ontology annotation, molecular function: translation initiation factor activity. NCBI's taxonomy places the organism in Eukaryota, Metazoa, Mollusca, Bivalvia, Venerida, Veneridae. Bases 85 to 1245 code for a protein of 386 amino acids. Gene Ontology annotation, cellular component: cytoplasm; eukaryotic translation initiation factor 3 complex.
AGUCUGUACCCGUUGACGCCGCAGUAAAUUUGUUACGUCGCGGAGGAACAAGAGACACGUGCGCCAUUUUCCGGCUUGCUCACGAUGAGCAUACCAACAUUUAUCGAUGUUGAGGUCGCAGACCAGACAAAUGAGUUACGUUCAUAUUUGAAGGAACUAGGAGCAGACAUUGCCGAGAGCAGUGGUGAAGACAAUGUCAAGGACUUGGUAAAUUGUAUAGAGGGCAGUGAUGUCUGUUGGAAAGAAAUCAAUUCAGAUACAGAUUUGGAGAUGGUGUUCAAUGGGAUUAUCUCAAUGAUGUUGCUUAUUCCAUCGGAACUAAAUGAAGACCCUGUGCAUCUAUUCAGUAAAAAACUUGCAGAUUGUCCUAAAGGGGACAAGAAGGGCAGCGUGAGAUUACGAAUAUUAUCGAACCUGUUCCAUGGGUUAGAAGACAAGUCUCACUUGAAAGCUGACGUGUAUCUGAGCCUGUUACGUCUCUCACGAGAUGCAGACCUUGCUUCAAUGGUAAUCACAGAUCUGGAUCAGGUUAAAAAGUGGAUCUCAGAGUGGGAUAUAGGCACACAGAAAAUCCAGAAUAUCUACAGGGCCUUACAUGAAACACUGAUAGCAGCUAAAAAUAGUGAGCAUGCAACUAAAGUGAUGAUAGAGUUACUGGGAACCUACACUGAAGACAAUGCUUCUCAAGCCAGGGAUGAUGCACAGAGGUGUAUAGUGACCUGUUUAGAAGAUACAAACACAUUCUUGUUAGACCAUCUUUUAACCUUGAAACCUGUUAAAUUUUUAGAGGGAGCACCUAUACAUGAUUUGCUGACAAUAUUUGUGUCUGGGAAGCUGUCAGAUUAUCAACAAUUUUACAAGAAUAAGAAGCCAUUUAUUGAUUCAUUAGGAUUAUCACAUGAAGAGAAUCUGCGUAAGAUGCGGUUGUUGACAUUCAUGCAGAUGGCUGAGACCAGAAAGGAUAUUGACUAUGCUAGUAUACAGAAAGAGAUGGACAUGUCUGAAAGUGAAGUGGAAAUUUUCAUCAUUGAUGUUGUAAAGACUCGACAGGUGCAAGUUAAAAUUGACCAGCUGCAGAAGAAAGUUGUGAUUACCUCGACGACACAUCGUACAUUUGGACGCCAACACUGGCAGUUGUUACAUCAGAAUCUAAUCAAAUGGCAACAGAACUUGUCUAACGUACAGACCAGUCUACGAGCGUUGGAAAUCAUGCAGGCCCAGCAGGCCCAGACUGUACAGCAGUAAUCCGACAUAAGAGCGUCUCCUUCAACCAGAUUAAAAUUGUUUUGAAGCUUCUACAGACUGUGUUUCUGGCAAGCUUCCAGUGACACAGAUUUGUUUUAAUUUUUUUUACUAGCUGACUGAGACUGUUUUUGUUACAAACAUCAUGUGUCUCUCUUUUAAAGGUUAUAAACAGUGCUUUGAGAAAUUAACUUUAUAGUUAAGGGGGCAGUUGGAAUAUUUUGCUUUAUUCGGCUUCAGCCUUAGCUUGUAAUUGAUACUGUUGCUGUUCUUUUGAAAAGUUUGUCAAGUUGUGAUUGUGCAUUUAAAUGGUGAUACUUGGUUUUCAUCACCUAUGUAAAUAUUGGUGUUUGCAACUAAUGAAAAGUUGAUAUUUCAAAUCUUUGAAAGUAACUUAAUUUGUGCGUUUCAGAAGAAUUACACCACUGUAAUGUUUGCCAAUCAUUGCACUUUUAAGGAGUAAAGUUACAAACUAAACAAGUUUACCUAUAAUAUAAAAAAAAACUUAAGAACAGUGUACUUGGAAUACUACUUUGAUUUUGUGGAAAUAUAAUGUACAAUGCAUUGCAACUCAGCAUAAAAAUGAAAACAGAAGAGAAAAAGAAGUUUUUUUAACCUUUACGUUUUAGCAACUGCAGUUGCUUUUUAAUCAGUUUAAGUACACUUUUAACGAUUAAGAAAGAAAAAAUAUACCGCUAGAAAAUUUAUUUUUGAAAAUGUUACUUUUAGUUUUCUGUGUCUCCUGCAGACAGACUGCAAAGUGAUUAGAACUGAUAUACAAGGUUUACGUUUAAACUUUCCAUUUUUCUAGAUGAAACAUUGGGAUCAAAAAAAGUAGAACUGUUUGAAGCAAACUAUUCCAUCUGCCCCCUUCAUUGUUCUGUUAGACAUUGUAUUAUCUGUAUAUUAGUUCAUGUAUGAAGUGCUAAAAACUGUGGCUAAAAAUUAUUAACACCAGUCCUUUUGUAAAAAUUUGAAACAUCUUGAUAAGCUUUUGAAAAGUGUAAUAUUUAAUUUAUUCAUGAAAAAUAAAUAUACCAUUUAGA